This is a messenger RNA of Falco peregrinus (peregrine falcon), 14900 nucleotides long. It is a transcript of the gene CNTNAP2, whose product is annotated as contactin associated protein 2. The transcript is spliced from 24 exons. The record is from RefSeq and is a predicted model, not a curated record. Lineage: Eukaryota; Metazoa; Chordata; Aves; Falconiformes; Falconidae. The coding region runs from base 216 to 4202 and encodes 1328 amino acids.
GAAAGAAAAGUACCGGGACUUAUCCUGCUGCUGCAAACCCAGAGACGGCAGAGGAAGAGGGGGGUUGGCUUCUCCCCCAAGGUAAAGCCCUGCCCCCUUUACCUCCUUGCCACCUCCUCCGAGAAGGGGAAGGAGAGAGGGAGAAGGAGCCAAAGUGGAGAAAAGCAGCUCUUCUGCAGCUGGCAUUUGGAGUACAGGGAGCCAGGAAGCGAAGGAUGGUUGUGGUUACCCGAGCGGGCUGCAGGGCAGCUCUUUUCCUCUGGAUUUUCAGCAGCAUCAGCUGCAGAGCCAGGACUGCUCUGUCUGCAUCUCAAAAGUGUGAUGAACCUCUGGUGUCAACAUUACCCCACUCCUCCUUCAGCAGUUCAUCAUCUAUGACAAGCAGCUAUGCUCCAGGGUAUGCCAAGUUAAACAAGCGAGGAGGUGCAGGAGGCUGGUCACCAUCGGACAGUGACCAUUACCAGUGGCUACAGGUGGAUUUUGGGAGCAGGAAGCAGCUCAGUGCUGUUGCCACUCAGGGCAGGUAUAGCAGCUCGGACUGGAUCACUCAGUAUCGGAUGCUCUACAGUGAUACAGGGAGAAACUGGAAACCGUACCACCAAGAUGGAAAUAUAUGGGCAUUUCCAGGAAAUACAAACUCUGAUAGCGUGGUCCGGCAUGAUUUACAGCAUCCAGUUAUUGCUCGCUACAUACGGAUAGUUCCUUUGGACUGGAAUGGAGAGGGCCAAAUUGGGUUAAGAAUUGAAGUCUACGGCUGCUCCUAUUGGGCUGAUGUUAUCAAUUUUGAUGGCCAUGUAGUGUUACCAUACAGAUUCAGGAACAAGAAAAUGAAAACACUGAAAGAUGUCAUCUCUCUGAAAUUUAAGACCUCUGAAAGUGAAGGUGUAAUCUUCCACGGAGAAGGACAACAAGGAGACUAUAUCACCUUGGAACUGAAAAAAGCCAAACUUGUUCUAAAUUUGAAUUUAGGCAGCAAUCAGCUUGGCUCAAUUUAUGGCCACACAUCUGUGAUGACGGGCAGCCUCUUGGAUGAUCACCACUGGCACUCCAUCAUGAUAGAGCGCCAUGGGCGAAACAUCAAUCUCACCCUGGACAGACACAUACAGCACUUCAGAACCAAUGGAGAAUUUGAUUACCUGGACCUGGAUUAUGAGAUAACCUUCGGAGGCAUGCCUUUUUCUGGGAAGCCAAGUUCUAACAGUAGGAAAAAUUUCAAAGGCUGCAUGGAAAGUAUCAACUACAAUGGCAACAAUAUCACGGACCUUGCCAAGAGGAAGAAAUUGGAACCUUCUAAUGUGGGAAAUUUAAGCUUUUCCUGUGUGGAGCCACAUACAGUGCCUGUCUUUUUCAAUGCCACCAGUUACCUUGAGGUUCCUGGUCGUCCAAGUCAGGAUCUGUUUUCAGUCAGUUUCCUUUUCCGAACCUGGAACCCCAAUGGACUUCUUGUCUUCAGCAACUUUGCGGACGACCUGGGGAAUGUUGAGAUUGACAUAAAUGAGGGCAAAGUGAGCGUCCAUAUCAAUGUCACCCAAGUAAAGAAGAACCGAAUAGACAUCUCAUCAGGCUCUGGUCUCAAUGAUGGGCAGUGGCAUGAAGUCCGUUUCCUAGCUAAGGAAAAUUUUGCUGUCCUCACCAUUGAUGGCGAUGAAGCUUCAGCUGUUCGAACAAACAGUCCUCUACAGGUUAAGACUGGAGAGAAAUAUUUCUUUGGAGGGUUUCCUAUACAGAUGAAUGACUCCGAUCACUCGCUGUUUCAGCAUUCAUUUCAAGGAUGCAUGCAGUUUAUUCACGUGGAUGAUCAGCUGGUGGAUUUGCACGCAGUGGAGCAAGGCCAGCUGGGAAGCUUCGCCAAUGUCACCAUUGACAUGUGUGCCAUUAUUGACAGGUGUGUGCCCAAUCACUGUGAACACGGUGGCAAAUGCACCCAGACGUGGGACAGCUUCAAGUGCACUUGCGAUGGAACUGGAUACAGUGGUGCCACUUGUCAUAACUCUAUUCAUGAGCUCUCCUGUGAAGCAUACAAACACUUGGGCAAAACUUCAAAUUACUACUGGAUAGAUCCAGAUGGCAGUGGGGCACUGGGACCUUUGAAAGUUUACUGCAACAUGACAGAGGACAAAGUAUGGACAACUGUGUACCAUGAUCUGCAAAUGCAGACUUCUGUGGGAGGCAACAGCCUGGAGAAGUUAUCUGUGCUGCAGCUCAACUACAGUGCAACAAUGGACCAGAUUUCUGCCAUUACCAGCAGCGCUGAAUACUGCGAGCAGUUUGUCUCCUAUUCUUGCAAGAUGUCCCGGCUGCUGAACACACCAGAAGGGAAUCCAUAUACCUGGUGGGUUGGAAAAGCCAAUGAGAAGCACUACUACUGGGGCGGAUCAGGACCCGGCAUUCAAAAAUGUGCCUGCGGCAUCGAACGCAACUGUACAGAUCCCAAGUACUACUGCAACUGUGACGCCGAUUAUAAGCAAUGGAGAAAAGAUGCUGGGAUGUUGUCAUACAAAGAGCACCUACCAGUCAGUCAGGUAGUCGUUGGAGAUGUUGACCGGCCUGGGUCUGAAGCCAAGAUAUCUGUGGGACCUGUGCGUUGUCAAGGAGAUCGAAAUUACUGGAAUGCGGCUUCUUUUGUUACUUCAUCAUCCUACCUUCACUUCUCCACCUUCCAAGGGGAAACCAGCGCAGACAUCUCUUUCUACUUCAAAACAUCAGCCUCAGACGGGGUGUUUCUUGAGAAUCUGGGGAACACUGACUUCAUCAAACUGGAGUUGAAAUCUGCUACAGAGGUUUCCUUUUCAUUUGAUGUUGGAAAUGGGCCGGUGGAAAUUGUCGUUAGGUCUCCCAGCCAGCUCAAUGAUGACCAGUGGCACCGGGUCAAUGCCGAGAGGAACGUCAAACAGGCCAGCCUACAGGUAGACCAGUUACCCCUGGAGGUCCGGAAAGCACCAACAGAAGGACACACACGACUGGAAUUGUACAGCCAGCUCUAUGUGGGUGCUGCAGGCGGCCAGCGAGGCUUCCUCGGCUGCAUUCGUUCAUUAAGGAUGAACGGGGUGACGCUGGAUCUGGAGGAGCGAGCGAAAGUCACGCCAGGGGUGAAGCCCGGCUGCUCUGGCCAUUGCACGAGCUAUGGGAUGUACUGUGCAAAUGGCGGUAAAUGCGUCGAGAAAUACAACGGCUACUCCUGUGACUGCUCCAGAACUGCCUACGAUGGACCAUUUUGCAUUAAAGAUGUUGGAGCAUUCUUUGAAGAGGGAAUGUGGCUUCGUUACAACUUCCACUCCCCAGGGACUAGCGUGAAGGAUUUAGUUAGCCGAACACUUUUGAGUUCUACGGAUCCCGAGACCACAGCGCCUGAUCUCAACUUGAAUAAAGAAGCGCUCAGCUUCAGCUUCAGUACCACCAAGUCCCCUUGUGUCUUAUUGUACAUCAGCUCCUAUACCCAGGACUUCAUGGCUGUGCUUGUCAAGCCAUCCGGGAAUCUGCAAAUUCGUUACAGCCUAGGAGGCACCAAAGAGCCAUAUAACAUUGAUGUGGACCACAGAAACAUGGCUAAUGGACAGCCCCACACUGUUAACAUCACGCGGAGUGGACGGGACAUAGUACUGCAGCUUGAUCACUAUCCUCCAACAAGUUACAGCCUGCCAACAGCAUCUGACAUUCAGUUCAAUUCCCCAAAGGCACUAUUCCUAGGAAAAGUUAUAGAAAUUGGGAAGAUUGACCAAGAUAUAUAUAAAUACAACACUCCAGGAUUCACUGGCUGCCUAUCGAGAGUACAGUUCAACCAGAUUGCUCCACUCAAAGCAGCUCUGAGACCUACCAACGCCUCCUCUCACGUCCACAUCCAAGGAGAACUGGUGGAAUCCAACUGCGGAGCAUCUCCACUCACCAUCCCACCAAUGUCGGCCGCUACUGACCCGUGGCACUUAGACUCAGCCAGUGCCGAUUUCCCAUACAACGGUCAAGCUAUAGGAGAUGGAGUUAACAGAAACUCUGCCAUUAUUGGAGGUGUCAUUGCAGUGGUGAUCUUCACCAUCCUCUGCACCUUAGUGUUCCUGAUCCGCUACAUGUUUCGCCACAAGGGAACCUACCACACCAACGAGGCCAAAGGGGCAGAGUCAGCUGAGAGCGCCGACGCCGCCAUCAUGAACAAUGACCCCAACUUCACGGAGACCAUCGACGAGAGCAAGAAGGAAUGGCUUAUCUAAGCCCACGGGGAUGGGGCCUGGGGUGGGAUACAAGCUGGGCCAGGGCGGGACUGGGAUGACUCUUGCAGUGGGGAGAGAACACUCUGUGUCGGACGCUUGAGCACAUGUACGGUAAAAAGAUCAGCACAACUGGAGGAGCAAGUGACAGGAAAAUACCACUGAGACUGGAGGAAAAAAAAGAAUAUCUCAAGCAUUUAAGAAAAAAUACUUUUUAAUAUUAUUUACAGCAAAUUGCCCCUUCUGUAUCCAAACAACUACAACAAAGACCAGUUUUGCAGCUUCAGCAUUGGUUAAAAUUUUCAGUAAUACCUGUCUAUUUCUCUGUGUGUUUAGAGGUGUUCUAGAUACCCGCAAUGAGAAAUGGGGCUGGUUUUUUUACAUUUUUUAAAAGCUGUUUGAAACAUGGGUAGGUCUGUCCUGACAAGUGGCAGACCUUUCUUCCUGGCCUUGUGUUCCUUCAUGGCCGGCCACUUCCCCCUGGGCUGCCCUCAGCCCUGCAUCUUGGCCAUAUCACCGUUCAUUUUGGUGGGAUCGAACUGGGGGUUCAGGGCUGGGGGUGGGACGGGGGGGGUGACGAUUAAUGCCAAUCUGACUCACCAAUUUUUCAAUGUGUCAUCAACGCGUGCCAACCCUGGCAGGAUACAUAUUCUUGACCCAGGCAUGCUGUUGAUUGCAUACAGUUCUCAUCAGCAAUGUAAAAAUACUGCUAUUAUGACUACUACUACUAUCAGAGAGGACGAUCAUAAAGCACAGGAAGCUUUGGGGUUUUUUUUUAUUAUCAUUAUUAUUAUUAUUUUGUUGGUCUCGAGGGAGGAUGGUGCUGUGUGAGUCUGUAGACCUAGUCUGUUCCUGUGUCUUUGGCUAUGGCACUGGUGACCUGAGGCACAUGCCAGUUUAAACUCAGCUCUGCCUGUGGCAUAUUGGCAUACCCUGUACUUAGGUGUAAGCAUUGUAGUAGGGAAUUAGAGCCAGACUUGGCUUCUGUUUCUUCUUUAUAGGCUGUUGCAGAAAUAUUAGUAAAGCUCUAGUCAAUGCAUUUGAACCUGUGGGCUUCACAUAAUACUUUUUUUUCCAACUGUAGCAUAGCAAUUUAUUCAUUAAAUCCUUUGUUCUGGUCCCUCUGCAAGGAAAGCCUCUGCUGGCAGUGUUUGCACAGGGAGGAAGAUGAGGCAAAGGAGGCUUGGAAACUGUCCAGAAAGCACGUGAGAAACACGCAGCGCCCAGUGGAGAGUUACUUUUCACUACAGAGAUGUACCUGAACUAUUUUGCUGUCUUUGUAAGGUAUUAUUAAGAACAGCAAGGCCAAUGCCAAGUGCACCAUCGCACCCCACGUCCCCUUUUGGACCAGGCAAGUUGUAGGUGUCACCUGAGAAGCAGGCAGGCGGUCUGUAGGAGAGGCAGAGGGGCAGCCUGCAGACCUCAUAUCUUGAUGGCAGUAACAUGGCUUUCCCUUGCCCUCUGUAGAGGAGCGUGGUUCUACAGGGGUCUGAUUUGGUAGGAGUUUAAGACCUUAAUGGGCAGUUUUGGCAGUGGAACAGAAUGAAGGAAUGGAUGUAUUGCAGGGCAUUUGCUGUUUCCUAAAAGAAAGGAAACAAUACCAAGAAUUUCCCUUUAAAAAUAUUUAUGCUCAUGACAUUCAGAUUUGCUUUGUCUUUAAUGUUGCUGGGUUUAGUAUGCACAGAUGUAAUCAAUUUUUCUGUACAAGAUUCAUUUUUCACCUGAAUCUGCAGUCUACUACACAGAUAAUUUCCUUAUCUUUUUGCUUGUAUCUUUCAUUAUUCUAUUCAGUCCUUUAAAAUGAAGAAAAAAGUAUCUUGGAGGGGGAAGAAAAUAUUGGAGCCUUACCAGACAAGAAAUUGAUAAGCACAAUUUGUCAGACGGACAAGGUCAGAUAGUUUGGGUUUUAAGGGCAGUAGCCUAAAGUCCUCUUCUGGAUUCACUGAACAUAGAUAAAAGAGCAAAUGAAGCCCAUUGAUUUCUUCCGUUUAUGGAUUCAGAAUUAGCAUAUGAAAAAGUUGCCAGUUUAAAAAAAAAUGAGUUUCUCAGGUAAUAUUGUGUGGCAGAGGGGUUCAGGGUAGGCAUAAGAAUCACCUCUGUCACUUGUGCUCUGCAGCCUUUUGCCUUGCCUCCAGUAUUAACCUUUCCCUCUCUUGUGUUUAAUUGAACAGAUGAGUCCUUAUUCUUGUUUAAUCAUGGGUGUAAGAUGUCUCCACUCCUUGGAGAGUAUCAGCAUGUGCUGGAUCUAGCCUGCACCACUAACUAUUCAGCAAAAUACAUGGCAAUCACAGAGUCUUUGUAGGGUUGAAAAGGCAUUCUCUUUUCUAUAUUAUUUUAGUUUGAUUUGCUUUUAAUGGUAUUUUAGUCUACUCACGAAAACAUCCUUGCCUGCAACUUCAAGUUACCAAAGAAGUGACUAUAGCAUUGUUUGCACAGAUUGGGAUUUGGUUUGCAGCAAAAAGUUACUUACUAAUCUGAAUUUAAUGCCUGGGAGGAGGAUCAGACGCACAGAUCCUGAGAGACUGGAGUCCUCUGCUGCUUUGUGUAGGAGAAACAGACUUAGCAGCCGCAAUGCAAAUUUGCCACAUGCCUCAGCAUGGCACUAGAGGGGAAGGAUGGCUCCAUCUCUGUGCCCAACCGAGUCCUUGGUGAAGCUGGGGGCAGUUGUCUGGGUUAUGGUAGUGAGGCCCCUGACAUCUGUUCACUGAUUUUCUAAUUCUACCAGCUAAUCUCCCAUACCCCUGUAAGCAAGAAUUUCUGGAAAAUAACCUUUGACGGUUACACAAGCAUUAGUUGUAAAUUAGUGUCUUAAAUUUGAAAACAGAUUUUAAAUUUGUGAAGUGGCAAGCAUCUGCAUCUAUUAAAUUUGAAAAACAGAUUUAAAAUUUGUGAAGUGGCAAGCAUCUGCAUCUCUCCCUUGACUGAGCGCCAUGGACCUCUUUAUGUGAAGUUCAUUAGUGCUGUGUUAAAAUGUUGAUAAUCUUCAGUCUUUACAUUAUUUUCAUGAUACAGUCACUUUUGUAACUCUAGAAACUCUUUUUUAAUUACUAGAAUUCUUGUUUCUUCUUAAACUGGACCUUAGACAUGAUAUUGUAGACUAGCAGCUGGUCUCUGUACAGGCAUUUGGUGACUGUAGGUGAAUUCCUGCCUGUCUGCUUUGCAUUUCAUUUUUUCGAAUGGCAUAUGUUUAAUUAUAGGCAGCGGUCAUUUGGCAGCCCAGCAGUGAGUGAAGCAGAAGCCAGCUCACAGAAGUAGCUUGUGUGUUUUCCUAGCGUUAUAUGUAUUCUGAGGAUUUCUUCCCCUGCAUGCCUAUUAUUGAAGGUUACACCACCUAUAGUUACACCCACUCUUGUGCCAAAAAUCCAUGUUGACAGGUACUAUCCAUAUACCUGUACUGGGAAAAUCUAUUGGAGGAGAGAGUGGAUCCUGCUUUUAUAAAACUCUCUACUUUCCCCAAAGAAUAUUAAGAUAAUCAGUCUUUUAUCAGCUUUUUAGCUGCUUCACCUGUUUGAACUGUGCAGAAAAAUGUAGCUUCUGGUAUUGGUGGAGGAACCGAAGUGUCCCAGUUGUGUUUCUAAAAGGUACAUUUGUAAUCCCAUGGGAAUUGAUGGCAAUACUGCUGCCAGCAGGGAGCAAGACUGGGCUGGAGACUAACGCUCUCAGUGUUGGUGAAAUCAUAUAAGCAAUAUUUUGGAUCUUCGUUCACAACACACACAGACCACCAGGAAAUGAGUCGUGGAGCUCCAAAGAGCCAAGAUGGUGAAAAACUAAUUUUGAUGUCAACCCAGCCUCGAGGGGAAAUCCACGGUCCAAUCUGGCAGUUUUGAAUCAAGUCUUUCACACACUGCUUAUUCCAUAUUUACUGAUAGAAAACUCAGAUAUAUUAAAUAGGAAUAUGUGUCUUUAAUUGGUACUGGAGCAUUUCUGCUUUGUAUUUUUCUUGUCUUAAACAUCACGUAUACCUUUUAUAUCUCUUCUAGCAGUUACCACUUCAAAGGUAUGGCAGCAUUUCAGCGUCAUGCUCUAGGCAACGUGAUGUCCGUGAAAGGAUGGUCAUCAUAAAUAUUUUAGUAAGACUGACAAAGCAGUGGUGUAUGUGUACAAGUUUACCGUAGUGAUAAGAAUUCAGUUUUAAGAGUCUGGUAAAUAAUUACAUUUUCAUUAAAACAGUGUCCUUUAAUGGCAGAUGCAUCUGAUUUCCAAGGUUAUCUGUUGAAAUGUGAAGCUAUGUUAGUUUGACAAGCAAUAGAUUUUAAUGUGGUUUCUCCCUUGAACAAUUUUACAUCCCAGCAAGCAUGGUGAUCCUGAAAAGGUGUCAUUUUUGAAAAGCAGAACCUGAAUUCUGUUAUUCAGAUUUCUUUAUUCAUCCUAGAGAAAUGAAACAGAAACCUUGCCUUCUAAAAGCAACAGCAUGUAAAGUAGAAUGAAAGAAGGACAACAGAUAUGUAUGCCUAAUAUCUUCUGUGAAUGUCUUUCCUUUUAAGUAAAGUUCUUAAGAAAAGCAGAUUGGUAAAUAAUAAUAAUAAAAAAAAUUUAAAAAGAAAAGAAGAGAAAAGAAAAAAGAAAAAAAAAAGGAAGUUUGAAACAGUUUUAAUUUCAUUAACAGCUGUCUCCUCAUGCUUUGUAUAUUCUGUUCAUUGUCUAUAUUUUUUCCUUCUCUAGUACCAGGAAAUCAAUUUGGAAAGGACAGAAGUUGGAAAGACCUCUUAAGAAAAGACCCACAGUACAUUAAAAAAGGGACUUCAGAACAUAGUUGUAUGUAAGAGAGGGUGCUGAAACCAGGGAAGAAACUGAAGUGCAAGUAUGUUCCUGCUGCAUCAGGCAGCCCUGAUGAGCUGUCGUGGAGGAGGAUCUCAGGCAGUGUGAAUCUGUGCUUUUUGAGGUGGGCUGAGGGUCUGAGUAGAGUUUUGGUAGAAGUGACCGCUUUUCUGGGGUUUUUCCUGCCUUUUUGCAGAUAGCAGCAAGCUGUCUGCCGUCAGGUUUGCUCACGUUUGUUACUGCAGGCUGUGUGGCACUGCCAGCUUCACAGGAGUUACACACUGCGAAUGGCUGAGCGUGGGCGGUUUGCCUGCCUCUCCUACCGUAGCUCUGUCCUUUGCUUAUGAAUGUGAGCCUUCUGUGGAAGUCGGCAAGAAAAAUGCAUGCCCAGCUCAACAGAUCUGUUUCUGUCCCUUUUCACAGACUACCUUAUCAGGCUUUAAAGAGUUUUUAUGGUGUGAAGCAUUUUAUAAAAGAACGAUGUUAAGUGUACUUCAAUGGGAAAGCGUGAAAUCUAGGCAAAGAAGCAUCAGUGCAGCAGGCACCCAAGUCAGAAGGACUGUGCUUCUCCCACCCCGUUGCUCUGUCUGCAGUGUGAAUUGCCUUAACCAGUGACCCAAGGCCCUGUCCCUGUCCAAGAGCUUAACCUACUUUGUGGAAUAUAGUAGCGGCACAGUCCUGUCGUGAUGCCUUGCGACCAUGUUUUGAUGGUUCAUUUGUACUGACUGUUGUGACCCCUAGAAGGGGAGUCACACUUUCUACAGGAAAAUUUUUCAUUUCUAUAGGAAAGCUCUAGAACAAAGAGAUGGGAGUGAAGUUUUGAGUUUAAAGCCCUUCUGAUACUUGUACGCUGUGACACAAAGAAGAGUCUUUGCUUGCCGUCACCACAUGUAUCUCAGGGCAGCCCGAAGUGUGUGGGUGUGCACAUGCACCCCUGAAACCUAAGGCUCUUAAGGAUGCGAUAUCUACAGCUCUUGGGUAUUUAUUGCCAUAAUGUGGGUGGGUAAGAUACCAAACUUGCUUCAAAUCCAUGAGUCUGCAGUGCUGGCAAAAUCACUUGCUCUUGAAAUUAAAUACAAUUUUGGAGGUAAACUCAGACUUUGCUCUACAGUAGUAAGCACAUAUGGUGCCUCAAAUGAGAACAGACUUGGACGUGGUUUCCAAAAAGCAUUUAUCUAACAAUCUGUAACACAGUUCUUAUAACAUCCUACUUAACUCUAACUUUCACAGACAAGCAGAAUUCUUGAAGCACUAUGCUCAAAACUGAUUGUGCCAACAACUUCAGAACUGGGAAGAAAAGUGGCGGAUUUGUUGUUUCUUUAUAAAAGAAGGGUUUUUUUUAAAAAAAGUCACUUCAUGUAAAAAAGAAAAGUUUGGUAUUAAUGGGCUCUUUCACAGAGGAGUGUUUCUUUUGACUGGUUUUCUAUUUUCAAAACAUCUUGUGAGAAAAGUUAAGCAAUUAUUCCACGUGAUGCAAAGCACAACGAGAACUGCUUCUGUGAAAAGGGGGUAAGAUAUACUCUGCAAAUAUACAUGGAGGCAAGUAACAAAUUUAGUGCAUCUAAAUUGUUAUUCCUUCUGUGAUACAGCAGCUUCCAAUAAUGCCUGCUUAUACUCCCACUGCUAUUUUUUCCUUAAUGGUUAAACAUCUGGAUUAAACAAACAUGAGAGAAGAGUGCAUACCCUUUGUGUUGCCAUAGUUCGAUGUUCUUGCUUGGUGUGUGAUAGGGUAAUAGGGAAUAGCACAUGGUUAUUUCCUCAGAUUUCAUAGCAUUAAAAUUCUGCUGUCUGCAAGGGUCAGAGAGGUACUAUCAGUGUAUUAAUUAUUAAAACUUAGAGGUAUUUGUACUGAUAAUACUGAACAACUGACAUUCUGCAUUCUAGCAAAGAGCUGUUCUAAGAAAUUCUUACUUAUUGGAAACCCAUGUCAAGGCGCAUAGAUGGUAUUUUCUGACAAGUAAGAAAAGUAAGUUGCUGGGAUGACACUAGAGCAGAAACUAUUUGAGGAAAUGUUUAGCAUGCUGAACAAUAAACUAUACCAGAAAGAGUUUCUCCUUGCUUUCCAGUUGGAGAUUUGGGGUAGCUACAGCGCUGCAGCUAGUCGUGCAUCACCAUGUGUGCAUUGCCUAUUUGGCCAGAAUAUUUGAGCUUCUCCCGCCUUUCACAUGCUUUAAAACAGGCUGUUUCAAGAAUACAGCUGAAGAUGUGAAACUUAAGCAAGCUGCUCUAGGCUGCUGUGGGAGCAGAGAGUCAUAGGUCCCAAACUCUUCCACCUGCUGGUCUGGCCUUGCUUGGAAGAUAAUCUUCAGAUGUGCUGCUGCCUGUCCCUGUCUGUCGUCCCCUGUUCCCCAUCAUACAGAACGGCAGAACAGCCCAGGUUCGAAGGGACUUCAAAAGACCUUCUGGUCCAGCUUUCCGUGGGAAAGGCAGCUGAGAUGAGAUCACCUAGCAUCCCGUCCCGUUGUGUAUUUUUCCCCACUGACUCCUUUUUCAGGACAGUAGGCUAUCAGCAGGCUCUUGUCUAAGAUGGACUGAAAGAGUCACUGGAGCAAGUCAACAAACUCUUGAAUCAGCCAGAAAGCAAUAACUUUAAAUGACUCAUGUCAUGUGGAAGUAGGCUUUAUUUGGAAAAUUUCCAGCCUAUCAGCUCUCCUACAUUUGGUCAUGGCUUUGUUUAGUGAUGCAGCAACCAGCCAAAUCUAUGUGUGUUUUUUUAAACCCAUAUGGAGGUAUGUGAGAUAAAUAAACUUGGCUGAAUAAAGACAAGGUAGCCAUCCCCUGUAUACUAAUGUUUAUUCUCUAAACUGCGUGUCCUCUGGCUUAUGGUUCGUGUGUUGCUGAAGGAGCCUGACCAUGGCACAGUCAAUAAAUCAUUCACAAGCUGGCCCAACAGCCCUGUGCUGCUUUGUCUUAAAAAUCCGUUUUGGGUAAAUAUUUAAAAAUGAGUCUAUGUUUUGCCAUUAUAAAGCACUGGAUGCAGUAUUAGCAGCUGGUUGUGUUUUAUUUCUGUUACAAAAUCAAGGUCUGUCCGUAGAGUUUUCUUGUGUGACUUGCACUAAGGAGACAUUUAUCCCUGAAACACAGACUACAGCAGCAGGGCGAGGUAGCAAAGAGAAAUUCCCUUCGCAGUACACCCUGAAACGCAAUGUAAGUCCCUUUUGUUACACAUCUGCUGGUACAGGGCUGAGAUCUCUGUACACAUCUCAUGUCUCCUUCUCUCCAAACCCCCUACCCACCACUCCAAGGCCAGCAUGGAGAGAAACUGGCUGACAGUUCUGGGUUUUUUCCCCUCACUUUAAAAGCGUUCCCUCUCACUGAUCCAUUCAUCACCCUUCACCAUCAUCUCUGAACUCCUCCCCAGCAGCACUUGCUGCUUUGACCAAGGUAGAGCCUCUCACCUUCCUAAAAUGUGACCGUUGUAGUGGGAGAGUUGUGUGCCUAAAGUCCUGUCAUCUAUUAUAUUUGCAGCUGGGUUUUGUCUGUUUAUAGUACUUGGUGACUGAAAGGAAAAGUUUGGUUUCUGCCAUCUGCAGCGUUAUUUUAUAGCUUGUUUGUAUUUGUUCCAAAAAUCACAGCGCUGUCUGGCAAAGAAAGUCUGAAAACAAGGCAGAUGCCCCUCGUUCCAGCAAGCGUACUCACUCUCUUUUGCUUGGUUCACAUUUUCCCAAGAGAUACCAUCACUCAAAUGUCUAGCAAAAGCCAGUUUCUAUUUUCCUUAGGGUCACAAGAUGUCAGAAUCCACCCUCAGCCUACACAAGACCACUGGCAGCCAGCCUCUAAAGGAGGGCACAAAAGGAGUGACAUGGUAGAAGCCUCUAGUGGUUUGAGUUUCUUGGAGUUUUAAAGGUCCAUCUCAACAGGGGCAAAAAGGCAGCUCUCCUACAGAUUUCACUUAUUAGCACAUCCAAGAAAAUUCUCAUCAAGGAAUUAGAUUAUUUUCAUUGGAUCAACAUCUCAGAGAGGAAUAAAAAAUGAUUCUGCAUUUGGAGUACCUGUGGUACUAUACUUGUCCUGUUGCAACUCCUGCGUUGUGUCUGAUCUUUUGGAGCUCCAGCAGCUUAAGAUAAGGGAUCAGAGUCACUUGAAUAAGGAGGACUAAGGCAUCACUUGAUUCCCAUUAACUCUCUGAAGCACAGGGAACUGGCUUUCCACAAACCUGCUUUGCAUGGUUGAUCUCGCUUGUAACACGGGUAAGCAGGAUCUUUUCUUUUGCUCUACUCUUCAGUGGAUCAAGCCCCACCAAGCUGGGCAGCUGUCGCGUAAAAUAUCUUCGGUCCUAGUGAACUGAACCAUGUGUUGAGCAGCCCAAGCCCAGGAGUUCCUCUGAUGCAACCGCAUGAUUUGGCACAAUAUUCCUGAAAAGCUUCAGCUCCUCGACAACCUGCUACCCUAUUUGACUAGUGCUAACUGAGGCCUCCUGGAAACGAUCUGUACUGACUUAAUCCUACAUGUGGAUGCCAACUCCAAGGGCACUUAAUUUUGUGGGGAUUAAAUAGGUUCCCCACACACACACACUAUGGAGUGUUUAGGAUGUGCUCAGUCUGAAGCUUCUUACUGACAUAUAAAUAGAGAUAUAGAGAUAAAUAGAUAUUUUUAUGGAGAUGUUUUAUAAGUGGCCUUUACUUUGUGCAUGGUAAUUAUUGACAAACUCUUGUUAUUUAGGAGCUGCAGAGUGGCUGGUUCUGCAGUUUAGAAAGCAGCCAGCUGUCUCUGUGGCAACAGGGACUUGGGGUAUGGGCUUGGAUUUUGAUUUUUUAUUAUUCAGCUAUAACUUGCAUGGUUUGGAUUUGGGUUUUGUCUCAGUGUCUUUUUUUGUCUUCUUUUUUUUUUUUUUUCCUUUCUUUGUUGGUUCUCUGGCAGGGAUAUAUUGGGCUCAAGCAGGAACUUGCUUCUCAAGUCUUUGAGAGAUGGUUUGAAGCCAUCACUGCCAUACGACACUCCAGAAACACUUGCCUUGCACAGCCCGUGGCAUUGAUCUGUGUGAGGGCCCCAAAACAGUUUCUUUAGCAAGCUAUUGGGGUUUUCGUAGUUUAGUGAGGGCCUCCUGUUUCUCUAGCUUGGCUUGGCACACUAGCAAGCUAGCAGCAGCUGGGCCACGGGUGUAGAUAGCCUCGUGAGGAAGAACAGGGGUCAGCAGGGACUAGGAUAUGUUCAGGGUUCAGCAGAGACUAGGACAUGUUCAGGGUUCAGAAGUAGAUUCAUAAACAUAGCAGUAGCAAAAGACUGUCAAAAUUGCUACUGAGGCAGAUCAUUUAACUUCCUCUUUUCUUUUACUCCUUCCCUUUACUCCUUCCACUCCCAAUACUUUGUUUGUAUGCCACAUCUGAGUAAUGCAUCUCUACUGGCUGGCCACCUCCCAGUAACUGGGGCUCUGGGUGCGAGGUAGAAACGUUGCUGUGCUUUCUCAUCCAUCUCAUUCCUGCUGCUGUGGAGUGGUCUGUGCCUGGGAAAGGACCAGGGCCAUUAGCCUUUAGGAAGCAAAACAAGCCUCUCACUCCUUCUCUCCAAGCCCAGGGUUACGUGCCUGCAGAGCUGACUCAAUUCCCUGGCGGGUGAACCAAGGCCUUGUCUGUUAGCAGUUAUUCUAGUCCACAGGUUUCUUUCUUCAGCACAAUUUUCCCACCAUGGGAAGCAUAACCAGGAUAUGGCGGUUACCCUAUUUAAACAAAAAUGUGUAUAUUUAAAAAAAAAUCUUAAUCUGAAAGUAGAGUGUAUCUGAGAUUGCUCUGUUAUAGACAUUUAGUCUACAGGUUUAUGGCUACAUUUGCUAUGUUAUGCUUGAAUAAACAUAUAAUUCAUUGAAAUACACAAGACUGAUAAAAGUAAUAUGAUCUCUUUAAGGAGAAUAAACUGUUUGUAAAUUUAUAAAGAGUAUAAUCUGUUAGGCCUUAUUUGAAGUAUGUACUGUGGUUUGGUAAAAGUACAUUAAAAGAGCCUUGCCAG